GCUGCUUGUCAAGCACGACCUCCCUGACCAUAUACCUCCACCCCCCCAGAUCAUCAUGCUGAACCGACUCCUCCGGCCGCAGUCUGCGCUGCGUGCAGCCUCCUCCCUCACUGCGAAGCCCGUCUCCUCCGCGCUCCCACGCAUCCAGAGCCGUGCAAUCCACCGUGUGCCUCAACUCGCCUACGAGACCGACUACAAGUCCAACGGUAUCGAGGAGUUUAUGUCACCAGAGGCGUUCGACUUUUCCUGGACGCAAUACCAAGCCCUCCUUGUCGAUAAGCUGAACCUGUUGACGCAGGACACCAUCGAUGCCGACGCGAAGCCCGGAGAACUGCUGGUCAAGUACUCCCGGCGUGCGGAAAUGGCCUCCGUCUUCAACUACGCCUCAAUGGCUCACAACAACCACUUUUUCUUCAACUGCCUGUCCCCCGCCAAAACCGAGAUGCCGGAGAAGCUCGAGAAAGUCAUCACAGAAACGUGCUCGUCGGUCGAGUCGCUGAAGCUCGAUUUCCUGGCCACGGCCAACGCGAUGUUCGGUCCCGGUUUCGUCUGGCUGGCCAAGAACCUGGAGCGCGAGGGCAUGCUGCACGUUUUCUGCACGUACAACGCCGGCUCCCCUUACCCGGCCGCGCACUCGCGCCGCCAAGCAGUCGACAUGGCCACCCACACGCCCGACGACCCGGUGGGCAACCAGUACGCCGGCGCGAUGGGCGCCCACUCGCCCAACCAGAAGAUCAUGGCUCCUGGAGCCAUCGAUGUACAGCCCAUCCUGUGUGUCAACACCUGGGAGCACGUGUGGAUGAUGGACUACGGUAUCGCCGGCAAGGAGGAGUACCUGGAGCGGUGGUGGGACCGGAUCAACUGGGAGGUGGUGGCGGACAACUACGACAAGAUCAGCGUCAACCGGGGGGUGCGCAACACUAACACCGCCUGGUCGCGCAGUCUGGGCAUGAUGUCGUAGUUUCUUCCUUUUCCUUCCUAUCCGGAUGAUGGUCUGAUAAAUUGUAUUAUAC
Molecule: messenger RNA, 1013 nt
Organism: Aspergillus japonicus CBS 114.51
Lineage: Eukaryota; Fungi; Ascomycota; Eurotiomycetes; Eurotiales; Aspergillaceae
Gene: sod4
Product: mitochondrial 37S ribosomal protein mS42
Exons: 4
Coding region: 56-961 (301 amino acids)
Biological process (GO): superoxide metabolic process
Molecular function (GO): metal ion binding; superoxide dismutase activity
Source: RefSeq, a predicted model, not a curated record